Messenger RNA from Triticum aestivum (bread wheat), 1651 nucleotides. RefSeq lists its product as uncharacterized. NCBI's taxonomy places the organism in Eukaryota, Viridiplantae, Streptophyta, Magnoliopsida, Poales, Poaceae. The record is from RefSeq and is a predicted model, not a curated record. Bases 459 to 1313 code for a protein of 284 amino acids. Gene Ontology annotation, molecular function: protein binding. The transcript is spliced from 10 exons.
ACAUCGAGCAGAGCCCUUCCUCCCGACACGGCGACGCCCUCGCACAGCACUGCGCCACUGCUCGACCUCGACGCCCAGCCGCCUCGCCGUCGCCGUUCCUCGCGACGCGACCUCACCGCCUGUAGCCUGCUGGAGCCCGGAUCCCAGCCUCCCGGCGCCCGCGCCUCUCCUUCCCGCCCGGCCGGCCGGCCCUCUGGUCCAGCCGCGCCUCCCUGCCCACGCCCCUCCCUGCGCGCGGCCGCGCCCCUGCCGCCGGCCGGAAGCCUGGCGCCCCUGCCCUCGCCCUGCAAGUUUGGCGGCAGCCACUGCCGCUCAGUCACCACACCAGCCUCCGGAAUUGAAGAGGUGAAUGAAGAUGAUAUAAUUGAUAUCUUCACGGCAAUGCAAAAACGUAGGCCAGAAACAUAGUCUUUUUGAAUUUCUCAAGCCGGGCUCACGGAGAAGGGCGCCACCCCGCCAUGAUCGCCGCAUCAGCGCGGCGGGUCGCUGCAGCCGCCGCUUCCUCUUCCCAGUCCGGCCGUGUCUCCCAGCUGGCCUCGACACUGAAUCACCAGAGAUGGAUUCACGACCGUAACAAGAAGGCAAUGGAGUUGGUGGCCAAGGGUUGGAGCGCCCUACAGGAGGUCGAUCGCGUCAUCGACUUCGCCGACCGCAACGACAAGCGGCUAAUCCCACUUCUCAGGGGCGCGAAGGAGAACUUUGAGCUGGCUCUAGAGAUCGACAAUAUGAAUACUCACGCGAGAUGUUGGCUGGCCAAGAUGCAUUUCAAGUACCAUGUUCCCGGGGCGUGCAAGGCAAUUGGUGCUGCUUUGCUUGUUGAAGCUGCGAACAUGGGUGAUCCAGAGGCACAGUAUGAACUUGGAUGUCGGCUAAGAGUUGAGAAUGAUCAUGUUCAGUCUGAUCAACAGGCCUUCCAUUAUAUAGAGAAAGCUGUUGACCAGUUGCAUCCUGGUGCUUUGUAUCUUCUUGGUGCUGUAUAUAUAACUGGGGAUUGCGUCAAGAGGGACAUAGCUUCAGCUAUGUGGUGUUUCCAUAGAGCUUCAGAAAAGGGACAUGCUGGAGCUGCAAUUGCAUAUGGUUCCCUUCUUCUGAAAGGUGCUGAAGUGCCUGAAGUCAUUACCAGGUUCAACUCAGGCAAGAGUCCGUCAACUGGGAAGGUGCGAAAAAGGACAAUACAGCAGGACCCAGUAAAGCUGGCAAAGGAGCAGUUCCAGAUAGCAGCUGAGUCUGGAUCUGACCUCGGUUUACGGUGGUUGAAGAGGCUUGGAGAUUACGAAAAACAGCCCGAAGAGCUAAAGCAAAUCCAGCAAUGACCUCCAGCGAAAGAAUACCACUGCAUUCGGCAAUUAGUGGAUGUUGCAAUGCUCUUGCUGCACAUUAGUAGAGAGCUUCAUGUUUCAUCUGCCUUCAGAAUGUAGAGAUAACCUAUCUGCACAUUAAAAAUCGCUAUUUCUGUAAGCUUUUCUUGCUCCUAGGUGAUCUUUUGAAAAAUUCGUACUCCAGCUAUUCCUAGCAAACAACCCUAGUAUUUUUGACAGCAUAGUAAACAGCCCUAGUAGGCAAGGAGGCAUUACUUUUCCCUCAAUUCUUCAACCGUACUUUAAUAUCAUUUUGUUUUCAAUAUCUUGAUAGGUGGCCGUGAUCAGGUAAA